AUGGAUAUAUUGGACUUUGCGAAAAAAUUAAGUGCUGGCAAACAUCAUUCCGCACGUAAUGAUGAUGUAUUUAUUGAUCGACUUAAUCAUAGAUAUACGGUAACAAUGAUUAUAGUAUUUGCAGCUAUUGUUACAACUCAGCAAUAUUUUGGUUCACCUAUAUCAUGUUGGGUGCCUGCUCAAUUUACGGGUGGUUAUGAAAAAUAUGCUAAUGAUAUAUGUUGGAUAAUGAAUACAUACUAUGUUCCUAUGGAGCAUGAUAUACCACACGUUGAAACAACUCGAUAUGAACGUAUGCUUAAAUAUUAUCAAUGGUCACCAUUUAUUCUUCUAUUUAUGGCACUUUGUUUUUAUUUUCCACGCAUGCUUUGGAGAGCAUUAAAUAAUAAAUCAGGUUUAGAUAUAGAAAAAUUAGUUGAGGCAGCUAUGAAACAAGAACAACAAGAUAAUCCAAGGGAAGAACGACAGAAAACAGUCAGCUAUAUCGCUGAUUCGAUACGUUUGUAUAUUGAUAAUCGUUAUACGUCUUCAAAGCUAUGUGAUCCUAAUCGUUCGCAACGUUUUCCUCGAAAACUUUUGUAUCCUCUGACAUUCUGGCGUCAUCGUCAUUUAAUACAAAUAUUUCUCUUAAAUGCUUUUUUGGGUAACGAAUACCAUUUAUUUGGUUUUGAAGUCAUUGAUAAAUUUGUUCGUGGUCUUGAUUGGGGUGAAUCAAAACGAUUUCCACGUGUUACAUUAUGUGAUUUUCAUAUACGUGAAGUUGGUAUUGUACAUCGUUAUACAGUUCAAUGUGUUUUACCAAUUAAUUUAUUUAACGAAAAAAUCUUCCUUAUACUUUGGUUUUGGAUUUUAAUCUUAGCCGCAUUCAAUAUCGGCGAUUUUAUAUCUUGGCUUUUACGUGUUAUACGUGUUGAUAGUCGUUUUGCUUACAUACGACGAAAAUUAGCUAUGCGUAGUGCCUAUAAAACUAUCAAUGAUGAUGAAUCCACUAGUCUACAAUUAUCAAAAGUCGAUGAAAAAGCGCUGAAUAAAGAAUUUGUUCGUGAUUAUUUACAAGAAGAUGGAUGUUUUGCACUUCGACUUUUAGCACGUAAUGGACAAGAUAUUAUUGUAGGUGAAGUAAUUGAUAAUUUAUAUGAUUAUUAUUGUAAAAAUCAUAAGUCUCGUGAAACAAAUCUUGACCGUUCAAAAGUUGAUUUUAAUGGAUUCUCGCAUAUGCCUCAACAUACUACACAAUAUCCAUCUACCAACCGUCAAAAAUCAACAAAUGAAAUGUCAAAUAAUGAUAUGAACGGUGACGUUUAA
Messenger RNA from Rotaria sp. Silwood1, 1305 nucleotides. NCBI's taxonomy places the organism in Eukaryota, Metazoa, Rotifera, Eurotatoria, Philodinida, Philodinidae. The record is from the annotation of a GenBank genome assembly.